Molecule: messenger RNA, 2005 nt
Organism: Cherax quadricarinatus
Lineage: Eukaryota; Metazoa; Arthropoda; Malacostraca; Decapoda; Parastacidae
Source: RefSeq, a predicted model, not a curated record
CCCUUAACACCCCAACAAUAACAACACGUGUUGUAGUUUUUUCCAGGACGUUCCACGUAUUAUAAAGAUCAAGAAGCAAGAUAACUCUCUGGAACCACUCUACAACUCUUAUAGCUAUUAAAAGGAGCAGCAAGGCUUGAAUAUCAUCACAAAUAUCUUCAGGAAGAGUAAGAUGGAGGAGGAAGAGGCUGCUCUCAGCUUCAAGGAUCUGGGUAUCAUCGAUGAGCUGUGUGAAGCGUGUUCUCAGCUGGGAUGGAAGGCCCCAACACCUAUCCAAAAAGAAGCUAUUCCUUUGGCAUUAAAAGAUAAAGAUGUCAUUGGUUUGGCAGAAACUGGUUCUGGAAAAACAGGAGCAUUUGGACUUCCUCUGCUUCAGGCUUUAAUAGCUCGACCACAGCGGCUCUUUGCACUUAUUCUCACACCAACUCGAGAAUUGGCCUUCCAGAUUAAGGAACAGUUUGAUGCUUUGGGUAAAGCAAUCGGUGUAACCUGCGUAGUUGUCGUAGGAGGGAUAGAUAUGACUCAGCAGGCAGUGGAGCUGGGAAAACGGCCUCACAUAAUUGUUGCUACACCUGGGCGUCUUGUGGACCACCUCGAAAAGACAAAGGGUUUUAACCUCAAAGCCCUAAAGUACCUGGUAAUGGAUGAGGCAGAUCGCAUCCUUAACUUGGAUUUUGAAGAAGAGGUGGACAAAAUAUUGAAAGUGUUGCCCCGUGAGAGACGCACAAUGCUCUUCUCUGCCACCAUGACCAGCAAGGUAAACAAACUUCAACGAGCACAUCUGAAAGAGCCUGUGAAGGUGGAAGUGUCAUCCAAGUACCAGACCGUGACCAAGUUACAGCAGUAUAUGCUCUUUAUUCCUUGUAAACAUAAACACAUGUAUCUGGCAUACAUCUUAAAUGAAAUUGGAAACCAGGCUGUUAUUGUCUUUUGUGCCACUCAGCAGUCAACCCUCAAAACUGCACUAAUGCUGCGAAACCUUGGAUUCACUGCUAUUCCAUUGUAUGGCAAAAUGUCACAGAACAAACGUCUGGGAGCACUAAAUAAGUUCAAAGUAAAAGAAAGAUCUAUUCUUCUUGCAACAGAUGUGGCCUCAAGAGGCCUGGACAUACCUUCUGUGGACUACGUAAUCAAUUUUGACGUUCCAAUGCACAGCAAAGACUACAUUCACAGAGUUGGGAGAACUGCUCGUGCAGGAAAAUCUGGCAUUGCUAUUACCUUUGUAUCACAGUAUGAAGUAGAAGUGUAUCAGAGAAUUGAGCAGCUCCUUGGCACAAAGUUAGAUGUAUAUCCUACUGUGAAGGAAGAGGCUCUGGUCCUAGAGGAAAGAAUUGCAGAAGCAGAAAGAUUUGCCAAAAUGGAAAUGUCUCGGCUGGAUGUGAAAAGUGGCAAGAAGGGCAAAAAGCGAGAACUCAUGGACGAUGACACUGAAGAAAGCCUGGGUGUUCGAAAGCGUAUCAAAAGCAAGAAGAAGGACAAGAAAUUCAGGAAGUAACGCAUCUUGCAAUUUUGUAUACUGUGUAAUUAAAAAUCCUGCAAUUUAAACAGUUGAAUGCCACAGAGUUCUGCUGAUAAAAAGUUCUACUUUUAUUAAUUGCUUAUGUAAUGCAAAAUGUAUUAUUGUACAGGUACCAUCCGACUUACGACCAAGUUCGGUUCCGAGAAACCAGUCGUAAGUCGAAAUGGACGUAAGUUGAACCUUACUACUGAAUAUUAACAUCACAUUUUGUAAUGACUUUAUUUUAUUGUUUUAUUUUGGUAUUUCAUUUUUUACUUUACUUUUUAUGCUGUUAGUACUGUAUUUUAUAUUGUAAGGAUUUAGGAUAAACACUGUGUACAACACAAACACUUUUUUAUUUCCCAGAAACUUGGCAUAGAAAACAAGGUCGUAAGUCAGAUGGUAGGUGUAGUUGGGUACAUGCCAAUAUAAUGAACUGUUAAAUUUACUUCAUUUUGUAAUUAAGUUGUUAAUAAAAAUUAAUAAAAAUGCUAUAAUAAAAUCUUA